Molecule: messenger RNA, 3397 nt
Organism: Sphaeramia orbicularis (orbiculate cardinalfish)
Lineage: Eukaryota; Metazoa; Chordata; Actinopteri; Kurtiformes; Apogonidae
Gene: trim32
Product: tripartite motif containing 32
Exons: 2
Coding region: 97-2157 (686 amino acids)
Molecular function (GO): zinc ion binding; protein binding
Source: RefSeq, a predicted model, not a curated record
UCUCUCACUAGCAGCUGCAGUAGCAGAAACACAGCACGCCCAUCUAAGCCUCUAUACGUUCAACCUGCUAACACUGAGGAAAAGGCACCAAUUAUAAUGGCAGCCACAACUUCUCCGCUGGACCCAGACCUGAUGAGGGAGGUCCUUGAAUGCCCAAUCUGCCUGGAGACAUACAACCAGGAACAAAUGAGACCCAAACUCCUGCAGUGUGGACACACAGUGUGUCGGCAGUGUUUAGAGAAACUGUUAGCAAACACCAUCAAUGGUGUUCGUUGCCCUUUCUGCAGUAAGGUCUCAAGGAUGAGUAAUAUUUCCCAGUUGGCUGAUAAUCUGACCGUGCUCAAGAUCAUUGACUGCACUACCUCCUGCAGCGCUGCUGCUGCUGCCCUCAUGUGCAAGUCCUGCUGCAACCGUCUGCCACGACAGUACUGCCACGACUGUACUACAGUCCUCUGCGAGUUAUGUAAAGAGGAGGAUCACAUGCAUCAGGGCCAUACUGUCCAGCCAAUCAGAGUGGCUGCUGAACAGCGUCGCAAAGAACUGGGUGGCAAGCUGGAAGCACUACGUGAAGUAAUGGGUGAAAUCCAGAAGAAAAAGACAGCUAUAGAAAACAUUUCCAAGUCACUGAGACUAAAAUACCGUGCAGUGCAGCAGGAGUACGCCGCAGCUGAGUUACGCCUUCAAGACGAGCUCAGCAGGUCUCGAAGGACAUUCACAACUACCAUGACAGAACUGGAAAAGCUCAAUGGGCAGGUCCUGGAGGAACAGACAUACCUCCUUAAUAUAGCAGAAGUUAAAGUUGUGUCACGUUGUGAUUAUCUUACCAUGCGAGUCAGGCAGAGUGACACUGCCUUGCUAAAGGAUGAUGGUGCAGGCAGCGAUGAUGAUGAGGAACUGGACAUUAGGAGCAGCUUGCCCACUGUGUUCAAGUUGCAAGAGCCAGAGCUGAUCUUAACAGAGCACCCUAAAGCUCUAGAAAUAGGAAAAUUGACUACAAACACUUCCACUGUCAACACAGAUGAUGAAGAAAGUGGGUUGGAGAUGGCACUUCAGGGGGAUGUAGAGGGAGCAGUUGGGCCAGUAAGGGCUACAGGGGGUGCAAUGGGGGCUUCGGUGGAUCUCUAUCGAGAUAUUGACAUGGUUGCAGCUGUAGAGGAAGCGGUAUGUGGCUCACCAGGAACCUUUAAGUCAAAGUCAAUGGAUGCAGGUGGGGGCUCACCUGGAGGGGCCACAGCAAGUGCGGGCCCUCCAGUCUGUCAGUUUGUGAAAAGGAUGGGCUGCAAAGGAACUCUUCCUGGCAUGUUCAAUUUACCUGUCAGCAUAUGUGUAACCCACCAAGGCGAGGUCCUUGUGGCAGACCGUGGAAACUACCGUAUUCAGAUCUUUAAUCGGAAAGGUUUUCAGCGUGAAAUCAGGCGCAAUGCCAGUAGCAUUGAUAACUUUGUCCUGAGCUUUCUGGGUGCUGAUUUGCCCAACCUCAUCCCAUUAUCCAUUGCUGUAACUCCUCAAGGACUGAUUGGAGUUACUGAUAACUAUGACAACUCAGUGAAAGUCUACACUAUGGAUGGACACUGUGUGGCUUGCCACAAGAAUCAGCUGAUCAAACCCUGGGGUAUUACUGCCAUGCCUUCUGGCCAGUUUGUUGUGUCUGACGUGGAAGGCGGCAAGCUCUGGUGUUUGGCAGUGGAUCGCAAUGUGGGUGUAGUCAGCUACAACCGGCUGUGCUCUGCUGUGCGGCCAAAGUUUGUGACAUGCGAUCCAGCUGGAACAGUGUAUUUCACCCAGGGCUUGGCCCUUAACUUUGAGAAACGCCACAAUGAGCCACACUUGGAGGGUGGCUUUUCCAUUGGCUCAGUGAGUACAGAUGGCCAGCUCGGCAAGCAGCUCAGCCACUUCUUCUCAGAGACAGAGGACUUCCGCUGUAUCACCGGUAUGUGUGUGGAUGCCAACGGAGACUUGUUGGUAACCGACAGCGGCAGGAAAGAAAUCCUCCAGUUUCCCAAAGAGGGUGGUUUCAAAAUUCUCAUCCAGGAUGGACUCACCUGCCCCGUGGGAGUUGCCACCACUCAGAAAGGACAGCUGCUUGUCCUGGACUGUUGGGACCACUGUGUCAAAGUGUACACAUACAUUCAAAGAAGGCACUCCUCAACUUCAUAGAGGAACAAUCCAAUCUGUCUGAGAGGCUGAGACGUUAUGUGAUGAAAGUUUGUGAGAGGUAGAAAAAAACAUAAUCAGUUUUGGCUGCAGUCCAAGCAAUCUUCACUCUGGCUUUCAUUGAGUGCUCAAAAUAUUUAAGACCUGAUUUCUUCUGGUUUGAGUCACUUAAUUGCCCAAUUAAUUUUAGUUGUGAUACAUACAGCAAAAAAACAGCCACUUAAGCUGCCUAUAACCUGAUUAUUUCAAUGGAUCACAUCAUGAAAGCAGACCUUAUAACACUUUUACAGCUACAAACAGAUACACGUUGUCGCAUUACAGUGAGUGAAAAAAGCCAUCGUGUCAAAGCUAAUGCAAGCACAAGAUACACAUAUCUUUCCAUCUUCCCUUACUGGUUGCUGUAUCUACCAGGUCAGUGUCAGUGUGUGAUGCAUGGCUUUAACGGAUUUGGCUCAGCUUUGCAAACAGAAAGUGGGAGGAAGGUGAGUAGAAAGAGAAGUUGUAUUAACAUAUGAAAUAAAGCAUACUGAGGCUCAUGCCCUGUGAAGCACUUUAUUAUUGACACAUCACUGUUUCUUAAUAUUAGGUUUUAGUAGCACACACUAACACUUAUGCUGAAUGCAGCUGGCAGCUUUAAGAUUUACUGUGGCUAAUGGCAGAUCAGUAAGCAAAUAUGAACUCUGAUGAAGGUGCAUUCAGGGACAUUCAGGGAACAUGACGUAGGAUUAUAUUUAAAAUAUUUGCAGAGAAAGCGUGAGUUGGAUUUGAACAUCUCCAGACUCCAGUUAAAUCUGGAGAUCAGAGUGAAUAACGUGUUGCCCUCUGUCUCGUAUGUGAAUGACAUAUAGAGAAGUAAAGUCCUGCCCCUUCCACUGUGACCCAGGUACAUCAGGAAAAAAAAAAUAUAACAGUCAAUGUUUUUUUUUUUUUUUUGAUCCCAAGAUGUUUGUCAAAUUAAAAAGAUAGUUUAUAAGUCGGUACAAUAGGAGUGUGUUUGGCCUUUGGUAUUUUGCAGUUGUAAAAUACAGUCAUCUGUUCUCUCCGACCACGUGAAUUUCAAUAUUGUUAACCCCAUUGCAUACUUGCCCCAGUCAUAUUUUUGGCCAAAUUGUGAUAUCUACAAAAAAAAAUGUAUCAGCUGUGUUAGGAGAGUAAAAUUACACAUAUAUCACAAUUUGGCCAAAAAUAUGACUAUGAGACAAACGAUAUUCUAAAAGGAAUGUGUGGAAUUGUGUCCCAGUGA